Rangifer tarandus platyrhynchus (Svalbard reindeer) is the source of this 390-nucleotide messenger RNA. NCBI's taxonomy places the organism in Eukaryota, Metazoa, Chordata, Mammalia, Artiodactyla, Cervidae. The record is from the annotation of a GenBank genome assembly.
AUGCUUCAGAGUCUUUACUGUGCCCACAUUGUUGUGAAUCUCCCACAAGAGGCUAUGUGUGCAUGCCCGGUAAGUCACUUCAGUCGUGUCCAACUCUUUGCGGCCCUAUGGACAGUAGCCCAUCAGGCUCCUCUGUUCUUGGGAUUCUCCAGGCAAGAAUACUGGAGUGGGUUGCCAUUUCCUCCUCCAGGGGAUCUUCCUAACCCAGGGAUCAAACCCAGGUCUCUUACGUCUCCUGCACUGGCUGACAGGUUCUUUACCACUAGUGCCACCUGGGAAGCCCCACAGAAGGCUAUACUUUAUGCAUCUUCCAGACUUAAUGACCCAAUAACCCCUUUAUCAAGGGGUACCCUGCAAGACUGUGAACAUGUCUGGGGAAAUACAGCCUAG